Molecule: messenger RNA, 1466 nt
Organism: Stomoxys calcitrans (stable fly)
Lineage: Eukaryota; Metazoa; Arthropoda; Insecta; Diptera; Muscidae
Product: odorant receptor 59b-like
Exons: 4
Coding region: 81-1388 (435 amino acids)
Biological process (GO): detection of chemical stimulus involved in sensory perception of smell; sensory perception of smell
Cellular component (GO): plasma membrane
Molecular function (GO): olfactory receptor activity; odorant binding
Source: RefSeq, a predicted model, not a curated record
AAAUUGAAAUGGGUCUCUUGUCUAUAAAAGGCCGCAUAAACCUGCCAAAAAUGUUAGAGAGUGAUUUUGCUUAAACCACAAUGGAAGAGCUAACCCUUACCGAAGAUAAUUUGAUAACAUCCCAAAUGGUGAAGAGGAAUGGUGCCCACUUCAAUAAGUCAGCAAAAGAUGAGGGGAAAAAGAAUGAAAAAGUGGUACAAUCUUGGGAGGCUGAGGACAACGAGGAUGUGGUAGAAACUCGUGCUGGUCUGCGCUAUCUCUACAAUGGCUAUUAUUUCCUAGGCAUCUACAUGCCCAAGAAAUACAAAUAUCUCUAUGUGCUGUGGUCGGUGAUUGUCAAUCUGUAUGUGACGAUUUAUUUGCCUGCUGGUUUUAUCAUGGGCAUUGUGGAUGCCACCGAUGAGAAUAUGGAAAUUGGCAAUCUUUUGACUUCAUUUCAAGUGGCCAUAAAUGUUGUGGGUUGCUCCAUCAAAAUUGUUUUAAUGUUUUUCCUAUUUCCCCAACUCUUGAGGUGUGAGCCACUUUUCGAAAAGCUGGAUAAACGUUGUAGCACUCAUGGGCAAAAGGAACUGGUGCGACGUUUCAUGCACGAUGGCAAUCGUAUGGUGGUGCUAUUUGCCAUAGCUUAUUGGAGUUAUUCCACCAGUACUUGCAUAAGUGCGGUCAUCUUUGGUCGUCUGCCUUAUAACAUCUAUAAUCCCUUUAUUAAUGCCCAUGAGUCUUGGGGUUCCUUCAUUUUGGCAGUCUUAAUGGAAAUGGUGCCCAUGGACAUUGCCUGCUUUCAGCAGGUGUGCGAUGACUCCUAUGCGGUGAUAUAUGUCAACAUAUUGAGAACUCAUUUGCAAGCUUUGGUCUUGAGAUUGCAACAAAUGAAGGGGGACGACAAGGAUUCGGAGGAGAAAAAUGUGGAGGAAUUGAAGUUGUGCAUAAUUGAUCACAAGAAUAUUAUUGAACUCUACAAUCGCGUUGCCCCCGUAAUUUCUAUAACCAUUUUCGUUCAGUUCACCAUAACUGCCAGCCUUUUGGGUUCGACUCUCAUUAAUAUUUUACUUUUUGCCACAAAUGUGGCUUCAAUGGUUGCCUCAUGCUUUUAUGUUCUGGCUGUGGUCGUUGAAGUAUUUCCUUUAUGCUACUAUGCCCAAUGUUUGAUGGAUGAAAAUGAUUAUUUGGCCCAGGUAAUAUUUCACUCGGAUUGGAUUAAUCAAAGUGUUAGAUAUAGGAAAAUGAUGAUAUUUUUCAUGCAACGUACUCAAAAGACCAUAGAGUUUACGGCUGGCAAGAUAUUUCCCAUAACUUUAAAUAGCUUUUUGAGUAUUGCUAAAUUUUCAUUUUCCUUGUAUACGGUCAUUAAAGAAAUGGAUCUCAAGGAACGCUAUGGCUUGAAGUAGAAAACAAUUGUAAUCAUGGAUACUUGGAGUUUAAAAUGUUCAGAUAUUUUAUAAUGUAGUAGCACUCACAAAACUUCA